AUGCAACUCUUUGAUUCAACAAAGCAUGGUCUCUUAUCAAGUCUUCCAAACUCACCCUCUAUAAUGUUUUCUGGUGCUAACUUUCUCCUUAAUCCCAUUUUCCUACGUGGGUUUUCUGGUUCAUUGCACCUAGUUCUGUUACUUGCUUUAUUUGCCUCAUUAGUGUGGAAGAAACUCAAGAGGGGUGAUGGUGGUGAGGAGUCUGGAGAGAGGUUUAGUAACAACACAGUAAAAGCAAAAUUUUGGAGUCAAAUAAGUCAAGAGAGGGUUGAUGCCGUGACUCCUUAUGCAAAUGCUGGUCCGUUCAGUAUUCUUACCUUCUAUUGGAUGAAUUCCCUAAUUGCUUUCGGCAAUAAGAAAGCUUUGGACCUUGAAGAUGUUCCUCAACUUGAUAGUCUUGAUAGUGUAGUUAGAAGAUUCCCAGCUUUUAGAAAUAAGCUAGAGUCAUAUAGUGGUGCAGCCAGUAGGGUUACCACUUUCAAGCUCGUCAAGGCAUUGUUCUUUUCAGCUUGGAAGGAAAUUCUACGGACAGCUUUGUUGGCCAUAAUAUACACUUCCACUUCUUAUGUUGGUCCAUACCUUAUCGAUGCUUUUGUUCAAUGCCUUGAUGGACAAGGAGAACACAAAAAUCAGGGAUAUAUUUUAGCUUCAACCUUUUUUGUUGCCAAACUUGUAGAGUGCAUCUCACAGAGGCACUGGAUCUUUAGGUUGCAACAAAUUGGACUUAGGCUCCGUGGAGUAACAACCACGAUGAUUUACACAAAAGGUUUGACCCUCUCCAGUAAGUCGAAGCAGGGCCAAACUAGUGGUGAAAUCAUCAAUAUCAUGACUGUUGAUGCAGAGAGAAUUGGUGACUUUAGUUGGUACAUGCACGAUCCAUGGCUGAUCAUCUUGCAAGUUGGUUUGGCCUUAUUGAUACUAUAUGAAAAUCUUGGGCUUGCAUCGGUUGCUGCUUUUGUUGCAACAAUAGUUGUCAUGUUGAAAAACUAUCCUCUGGGUAGAUUACAAGAAAAGUUUCAAGACAAGUUAAUGGAAUCAAAAGAUAAAAGAAUGAGGGCAACUGCAGAAAAUUUAAGGAAUAUGAGAAUUCUUAAGCUUCAGGGGUGGGAAAUGAAGUUUUUAUCUAAGAUUAUUGAACUCAGAGACGUAGAAACAGGAUGGUUGAAGAAAUAUGUUUAUAAUUCGGCAAUGAUCAAUUCUGUCUUCUGGCUUGCUCCUACUCUUGUGGCUGUGGCCACUUUUGGUGCUUGUAUGCUUAUAGGUAUCCCACUUGAAUCAGGGAAGAUCUUAUCUGCACUUGCUACAUUCAGGGUUCUUCAAGUGCCAAUCUAUAAUCUUCCCGAUACAAUUUCUAUGAUAGUUCAGACCAAGAUUUCUCUUGACCGAAUUGCCUCUUUCCUUUGUCUUGAUGACUUGCAGUCUGACGCUUUAGAGAAGCUUCCGAUUGGAAGCUCUGAUACAACAAUUGAGAUUACUAAUGGAAAUUUCUCUUGGGAUUUGUCUUCACCUAGUGCCACAUUAAAGGUUAUUAACUUGAGAGUGUUCCGUGGCAUGAAAGUAGCUGUUUGUGGUACUGUUGGUUCAGGCAAGUCAAGCUUACUUUCCUGCAUUUUGGGGGAACUGCACAAGGUCUCAGGGACUCUCAAGUUGUGCGGGAGAACGGCCUAUGUUGCUCAGUCAGCCUGGAUACAGAGUGGUAAGAUAGAAGAGAACAUAUUGUUUGGUAAGGAGAUGGAAAGAGAAAGGUAUGAGAGGGUGCUUGAAGCGUGUUCCCUGAAGAAGGACCUGGAAAUCCUUCCAUUCGGUGAUCAAACAUUUAUCGGUGAGAGGGGUAUAAAUUUGAGUGGUGGACAGAAGCAACGAAUACAGAUUGCACGUGCUCUUUACCAGGAUGCCGAUAUCUAUCUAUUUGAUGACCCUUUCAGUGCUGUGGAUGCUCAUACGGGAUCGCAUUUAUUUAAGGAAGUUUUACUUGGUCUUUUGACUUCAAAAACAGUUAUUUAUGUUACUCAUCAAGUUGAGUUCUUACCUGUGGCUGAUCUUAUAUUUGUAAUGAAAGAUGGAAAGAUUGCACAAGCGGGAAAAUAUAAUGACAUUCUUUGUUCAGGAUCUGAUUUCAUGGAACUUGUAGGUUCACAUAAGGCAGCUUUAUCAGCACUUGAUUCCAAACAAGCAGGACCGGCUUCUGAAAAUGAAAUUGUUGAAAAAGAAAAUGGUAGUAGGGAUGAGAUAGUGCAGAAAGGAGGAAAUAGGGAUUCUCGAAAUGGUAAAGAAGAUCAGGUAGCAGGGCCAAAAGCACAGCUCAUUCAAGAAGAAGAAAGAGAGAAAGGUAGCGUUGGGUUUCCUAUCUACUGGAAGUACAUCACAACAGCAUAUGGAGGAGCUCUUGUGCCCUUUAUAUUAUCGGCACAGAUUCUCUUUCAGAUCCUUCAAAUUGGUAGCAACUACUGGAUGGCAUUGGCAACUCCUGCGUCGAAGGAUGUUAAGCCUGUUGUCAGUGGAUCUACACUAAUAAUCGUUUACCUCUUGUUGGCUAUUGGAAGUUCGAUUUGCAUUUUAGUUAGAGCCAUGCUUCAUGCAACAGCCGGGUACAAAACUGCUACUCUACUCUUCAAUAAAAUGCAUCUCUGCAUUUUUCGAGCUCCAAUGUCCUUUUUCGAUGCAACCCCUAGUGGACGAAUUCUAAAUAGAGCUUCUACUGAUCAAAGCGCAGUUGAAACUCGAAUUCCAUAUCUAGUCGGGGCACUUGCCUUCUCAAUUAUCCAGCUUCUAGGGAUCUUUGCAGUGAUGUCACAGGCAGCAUGGCAAGUUUUUAUCGUUUUCAUCCCUAUGAUUGCUGUCUGCAUCUGGUAUCAGAGAUAUUACAUAGCUUCAGCAAGAGAACUUUCCCGUUUGAUCGGAGUAUGCAAAGCUCCAGUUGUACAACAUUUUUCUGAAACAAUGUUGGGAGCAGCAACUAUCAGGAGCUUUGAUCAGCAAUCAAGGUUCCAAGAAACAAAUAUGAAAGUUACAGACGCAUAUUCUCGGCCCAAAUUUCAUAUUGCUGGUGCAAUGGAGUGGCUUUGCUUCCGUCUGGAUAUGCUCUCUUCUGUUACUUUUGCUUUCUCUUUGGCUUUCUUAGUCUCCUUUCCAAGCGGCUUUGAUCCAGCCAUUGCAGGUUUAGCUGUAACAUAUGGACUCAGCCUAAACAUGUUACAAGCUUCAGUGAUAUGGAAUUUAUGUGAUUGUGAGAACAGAAUCAUAUCCGUAGAGAGAAUUCUUCAAUACACGUCUAUUCCUAGUGAGCCUCCUCUUGUAGUAGAAGCAAACAGGCCAGGCUGUUCAUGGCCAUCCCAUGGUGAAAUUGAUAUCAACAAUCUGCAGGUCCGAUAUGCCCCACACAUGCCCCUUGUGCUCCGCGGUCUUACAUGCACUUUCCCUGGAGGAAAGAAAAGUGGGAUUGUAGGGAGAACAGGCAGUGGUAAAUCAACUCUCAUGCAGACUCUUUUUCGUAUUGUCGAACCUGCAGCUGGUCACAUUAUGAUUGAUGGCCUUAAUAUCUCAUCGAUUGGACUGCAUGAUUUAAGGUCAAGACUAAGCAUUAUUCCUCAGGAUCCAACCAUGUUUGAAGGGACUGUAAGAAGUAAUCUGGACCCACUUGAAGAGUACACUGACGAACUGAUCUGGGAGGCUCUAGACAAGUGCCAACUUGGAGAUGAAGUCAAGAAGAAAGAAAGGAAGUUAGAUUCCACAGUUUACGAGAACGGAGAGAACUGGAGUAUGGGUCAGAGGCAGCUAUUCUGUCUUGGGCGUGUGCUACUCAAGAAAAGUAAGGUGUUAGUCCUUGAUGAAGCUACUGCUUCGGUUGACACAUCCACCGAUAAUCUUAUCCAGCAAACCCUCAGGCAACAAUUCUCUGACAGUACAGUUAUAACCAUUGCACAUCGGAUAACUUCUGUUCUUGAUAGUGACAUGGUUUUGCUUCUGAGUCAUGUACUUGCGAUCAUGAAUAUUGCAGGGCUCAUUGAGGAAUAUGAUUCUCCAACAAGAUUGUUAGAAAAAAAGUCAUCAUCUUUUGCAAAACUUGUAGCAGAAUACACAAUCAGGUCAAGUACCAGUUCUAAAAAUUCAAUUGUAUAG
Messenger RNA from Dovyalis caffra, 4119 nucleotides. NCBI's taxonomy places the organism in Eukaryota, Viridiplantae, Streptophyta, Magnoliopsida, Malpighiales, Salicaceae. The record is from the annotation of a GenBank genome assembly.